Molecule: messenger RNA, 1155 nt
Organism: Aspergillus calidoustus
Lineage: Eukaryota; Fungi; Ascomycota; Eurotiomycetes; Eurotiales; Aspergillaceae
Source: the annotation of a GenBank genome assembly
ACCACCACACCACCAUCCAGCUUAUACGCAUUUAUUGUAUUUUAUUUUAACUACAACCCACCACACAAGACCUGCUCGUCCCGUCUAGUGUAGGUGUAGUUUAAUUAUCUAGCCAGGCAAUCCAACCGCCCAUGUGCCACCUAGUCAUCCAUGGAGGAGGCAGUAUUCGAGCGCAUCCCCCGCUUGCGUAUUAUUAUUUUUCGCCAGUGCCAGUACGGCGUACGACCCGCGGACGUGCCACGCCAUUUAAAGCAGCAGCACCAAUACAGCCACCAGGCCGCUUGCCAGGUUGCCGACGCGGUGCGCCAAUGGGAGGAUAUCGAGCAGGAUAGUGAUUCAAUCCAGGUCCCCCGCCAGCUGGAAGCACCCCUGCCCAUCAUCCCAUGCCACGUGGGAGGGUUAUUAUGCCAGCGGGGUCCCCCGCAGUGCCAGUACGUGGCAUGCAACAUGGACGCCAUGCGCAAGCACUGGCGCACCAUCCACCAGUGGUCCCAGCAGACGCGCGCGGGCCGCGUGGGCCAGAGGGAGCGGGCGCGCGGGCAGGCAGAGCUAGCCCGGUCAUUCACGCGCGUGGCGUGGCAGCAGGUGUUCCCCACGCGCAAGGGUUCGCAUUACAUCCACAUUAAAUACCCAGACGGCCGCCCAAGGAGCCCGCUGCCACCCGCAGAGCAGGCCCAGCAGGCUGUGGAUGCCAUGGUCAUUGCAUGGGAGCAGGCGCGCGCGCAGGCCGCGGAGCAGGCCACUAUCCAGGCGGACGAGGCGGCUGAUGCCAACCCGUGGCUGCGCAUGACAGGGUGGGCGAGGUAUUUAGACGGGGUGCACCCGCAGGAUUUGCGCCAGCUAGUGGAGGCGCCCGUGGAGGCGGAGGCAGAGGUGGUGGAGGUAGAUAUAGCAAGGGAUCCCAAGGCGGAUCCCACUGAGCAGGGCGUGCGGUGUGGCGCGGGCAUCCGCGUGGAGGCGGCCCGUACAGAGGCGGGCCAGACGCCAUACAAGCCACUGCAGGCGUACAUGGACGAGGCGAGCAUUGAGAAGCACGUGCAGCCAUGGCAGCAGGUGUUGGCAUUCAUCGCGCGCACGCAGGCUACCCAGGCAAGCCCGAGCCAGGAUGAUGAUGAUGGUGGUGAUGAUAGCAGUGGCCGUGGCCAGGGUAAGUAG